AUGGGCAACACAACUGCUAAUCAGCGCCAACAUUGCUGCAAUGACCGGCACCAAAUCCUAGUACAAGCCAAAAAAGACCGGGUCGAUCGCAUCGCCUCUUGGAGGGCCGAAAACCAAGCUUCAGGCGAGUUGGCUUCCGUAGUUGAUGAGGGAAUCACUCAACUGGACGUGAUGGUCGAUCAGAACCGAGAAACUUGUGUCGAUGGAUUUGAGUCGGAUCCGGAUGAGAAUGAACUUGUACCUGAACCGGAAAUCGUCCCGCUUGAUAUCUUCGAGGAGGAAGAGUCGGAAAUCGAUGACAGAGAUGAGGACGCUCUCUGGAUGUCUUUCAUCAACAAUGCUGUUGGUCAGAUUUCGUCAGAACCGGAUGUGUUGUAUGGUACCGAUCCUUUGCCCUUGUUCCGCAUCGAAGAAGAAAACAUCAAUAAUGUAACUACAGAUAACUCGGCCUGGUUUCCAUUCCUGAAUAAAGAAUACUUGAUUGCCUCACUGCUGGUCGGGUACUUACAUAAACUGAUUUCUAGGGAUCUUUAUCAUCAAUUCCGACUUGUCCCCACCCUUUGCCACAUCAAACUCCCUCGAUGGGAGGCCGAAUCAGUCUUCGGUCAGCCUAUGUUUGGAUUAGACAUCAAGGAACUGAUAUCGGAUGAUCUGCGGAAUCCCUUGGUAGCACCACACCUCGAAUUUGUUCCAGAAGAAGCACAUGGAUCCAAAAUCUACAAGCUUUCCCAAUCUGCCAAAUGGCUCAAGCACCUUGACUCAGAUCUCUGA
Molecule: messenger RNA, 771 nt
Organism: Puccinia graminis f. sp. tritici CRL 75-36-700-3
Lineage: Eukaryota; Fungi; Basidiomycota; Pucciniomycetes; Pucciniales; Pucciniaceae
Exons: 4
Coding region: 1-771 (256 amino acids)
Source: RefSeq, a predicted model, not a curated record